AACAUGUGUGCAGUUAGCAGAAUACAAGGACAGAGGUGACACAUUUGUCUGAGAAACUUCUGUCAGUUGCCACGAUGAAAAUUUCGGUACGGGUUCGUGGGGAGUGGCUGCAAGUGCCAUGCAGGAAUGGAGAAAUGACUGUGCGGUGGCUGGGAGACGAGUCAGUCCGCAGAUACAACAAGCUGCAGAAACAAGACGAUAUCAAGGAAAACAGGGAAAUGGAGAAGGCGCAGGAAGUAAGGAAGACCCGUGGUGGGGUUAUCCUAGACCCUGACGACAAUAUCAGAGACGUCCUUGACGAUAAUGACUUUGUAACCGUUGUGGUUGCAUCUGAACGCUCAACAACAGGAACAAUAAUACCAGAAAAUCUUAAACACAUUCUGGAACCAGUCCCUGCAAAAUACGAACCACCAGAUGAGCAUAUUUUCUUGGAUGGUGAAAGUUUGUCAACAAAUGAUCUUAGACAGCUUGGUAAAGGCCGCUACAAAAUUAAGCUGACACAUGAAGCUGAAAUUAAAGUGAAGAAUGCUAGAGAACUUGUUGAGAAAAUUCUUCAGGAGAAAAAAGUGGUUUAUGGAAUUACAACAGGAUUUGGAAAAUUUGCCAGAACUGUGAUUGACUGCGACAAACUAGAGGAACUACAGUAUAACCUCAUCAGAUCACAUGCAGCAGGAGUUGGAACACCGCUAAAUCCUGAGAAAACACGCAUGUUGCUCGCACUCCGAAUAAAUGUCCUGGCUAAAGGACACAGUGGCAUCUCGCUCACCAAUCUCUAUGCUCUAAUAAAGGCAUUCAAUGCAUCAUGUUUAUCAUGGGUGCCUGAGCAGGGCUCUGUUGGUGCCUGUGGGGAUCUGGCACCACUAGCUCACCUUGCUCUUGGUCUUCUUGGAGAAGGGAAAAUGUGGAGCCCAGAAACAGGCUGGGGUAAUGCCAAAGAUGUACUGGCAGCCCAUGGUUUGUCUCCCAUGAGACUUAAUGCCAAGGAAGGAAUAGCACUCACUAAUGGAACCCAGCUGAUUACAUCACUAGGAGCUGAGGCCGUUGAGCGAGCAUACUACAUCGCACGUCAAGCUGAUGUUGUGGCUGCACUCACACUUGAAGUUCUCAAAGGGACAUCCAGAGCAUUUGAUUCAGAUGUCCAAAUGAUUCGUCCCCAUAAGGGGCAGAUUGCAGUAGCUAAAAGAUUAAGAGCUUUGCUCCAUUCAGAAACACACCCAUCGCAAAUUGCAGAAAGUCAUCGUUUCUGUAACAGAGUGCAAGAUGCUUACACACUGCGAUGUUGUCCUCAAGUACACGGCAUUGUUCAUGACACUAUUGAUUUUGUCCAAGGUGUCAUCACUGUGGAGAUGAAUAGUGGCACAGAUAAUCCGAUUGUAUUUGCUGAGCGUGGGGAAAUCAUAUCAGCUGGGAACUUCCAUGGAGAAUAUCCAGCAAAAGUGCUUGAUUACCUUGCUGUGGCUGUUCAUGAGUUAGCUUCAAUGAGUGAAAGAAGAAUUGAAAGGCUAGUGAAUCCUGCACUGAGUGAGCUACCUGCCUUCCUUGUGAAGGAUGGAGGCCUUAACUCUGGGUUCAUGCUGGCACACUGUACAGCCGCUGCAUUAGUGUCAGAGAACAAGGCCUUGUGUCAUCCAGCAUCAGUUGAUUCACUUAGCACAAGUGCUGGGACAGAGGAUCAUGUCUCCAUGGGGUGUUUUGCUGCAAGGAAAGCUAUACAGGUGGUUGAAAAUGUGGAGAGAGUAAUCGCCAUUGAACUGUUAGCUGCUUGCCAAGCCAUCGAGUUUCUACGCCCACUUAAGACAACAGUUCCUCUGGAGGAAGUGUACAAUGUUGUACGAAGUGUUGUCAGGCCUUGGGACAAAGACCGCUACAUGGCACCAGAUAUCGAAGAAGUUACUAACCUCUUGCUGGAAGACAAGAUCUGGGGGGCUGUUCAACAUCACAUCACUUAUUAUCAUGCUCCAGAGGAGAUGGAAACACGUGUCUUCAGCCCUACUGCUGUUAUGAUUGGUGACAAACAAAGAGAACGAGCCAAUUCUGAAUCUCCAUCUAAGAAACGGCGCCUUGAGUGAAUGGAAUCAGCACACCCAUUUGGAAUGGAAAUUGACAAGUUGUUAACAACUGCCUGAUCCCCAAGAUAGAGGAUCAUUCUUUGUAAGCUCUACAAAACUGCUUAUUCAUGUAUUUUCAGCUGCAUCAAUAUCUGAAUGCUGUCUUGUCCAUCAGCAACCUAAAGACGUCCUGCCACGGUGACACAUGAAUCACUUAAUAUGGAAAGUUACAAAAACAAUAUAAAAUUGCCUAUAAGAAAUUUAAAAGACAUUAACUGCUCAGUACUGUAUUGAUAUUUGGAAUUCCUUUUAUCACAUAUGACUAGUAUAUACAAAUAAUAGUUUCUGUUGCAGAAUACAAAAAAUAAGCAUUCUAGUUCCAAUGGACAUGUAUGCUCUGGUUAAUGCUUCUGGUCUAAAUGUCUAGAUGUUAUUUUGUAGGCUGGACCUAUAGAAAAACUUAUUUUUAACAAAUAUUAUAUAUCUUAUAAUAUACAGUCAACUCUCAAUUAUCCAGGAUAAUGGUGG
Cryptotermes secundus is the source of this 2576-nucleotide messenger RNA. RefSeq names its product histidine ammonia-lyase. Gene Ontology annotation, biological process: L-histidine catabolic process. NCBI's taxonomy places the organism in Eukaryota, Metazoa, Arthropoda, Insecta, Blattodea, Kalotermitidae. The record is from RefSeq and is a predicted model, not a curated record. Gene Ontology annotation, cellular component: cytoplasm. The coding region runs from base 75 to 2069 and encodes 664 amino acids. The transcript has 18 exons. Gene Ontology annotation, molecular function: histidine ammonia-lyase activity.